AAAUGGUUUAUUCAAUAGGUUAAGCCAAAAGAUCAGAUCCUGUAUUAAAUACAUUCGCACCUGCUCCAAAUGCUUAUCUUCCAAAAUUGGUUUCAAAAUAAUAAGCUCCAUAGUGGACGUAAGUCAAACUUAUUAAAGUAGUAUUGGUGGUGCAGCUUAAAGAGCAGGUCGAUCAACAUCAAUAGGACCAGGACCAGGAUAAUAUGGAUAUUAAUCUAAAAUGAUAGAAGGACCUAAAUAUACAAUGAGUGGAAAACAUGAUUUGAAAUAACUAUCCUUAUCUCCAGGUCCUGGAAAUUAUGAUGAUGAAAGUUUCACUUCUGUUUAUAAAAAACAACCUAUGUAUACUUUGGGUUUAAAACAUCAUACAUCUUAAAAGGAUAUUAUACCUGGUCCUGGAUAAUAUGAUUUGAACAGUUCCUAUAUAUCUAACAAUUCAAUUAAAUUUCCAACAUAACCAAGAUUAACAUCAUUAGAAGGUGGAAUGACACCAGGACCUGGAUGUAAAUGUAAUUAACUUAUAAAGAAUACAAUAUUGAUAAGGCAGCAAAGUUAUUAUUAGAAAAGUCUUAACCUUCAUGGGUUAUAGGAACAUCUUAAAGAUCUCCAGAUUUAAGAAAAUAAGAAACAUAACCAGGACCUGGAGCAUAUCAUUUAAAGAGUCUUCUCAAUCUAUCCAAAAAUUUUACUAUCAAACAAAAAUUUAUUACAAAAGAUUACAGUUCUAAUCAACCUGGUCCUGGAGCAUAUGAUUAAGAUGUUUCAUCAAUUAAAUCUAAUUAUCCAUCUUAUAAAAUAGGUUCAGAAUUAAGAAAUACAUAGAAUUAAUUGAGUAAAUUAUUACCUGGGCCUGGAUAAUAUUAUAGAGAGUAAAUUUUAUUUAUUAAAUAAUUAUUAGAAGAUAAGAUAGUCUAAGUUCAUUAUAAAAAUCAGCUCCAUCAUUUAAGAUGCCUUAAGCAUUAAGGAAAGAUCUGAAUGAUUCAAUAACAAUUACUCCUGGCCCUGGAUAAUAUUCUUUACCAAAAGGUUAGAAUGCAUAAAUGGUUUCAAUUAAAGGAUCAAAAUACAAUCCAAAUACUUCAGCUUACAUACCAGGACCAGGAUAGUAUAACCCAGAUGAUUCAGUGAUUAAACAUAAAGAAGGUUCAGUGAAGAUUGUUCCAGAACAUAGAACUAAAUAAUUGUUAACACAAUAUUUUCCUGGACCUGGAUAAUAUUCGAUUAAAUCAUCUCUCGAAGGUCCUUAAUGGGGAUUCUCAAAAGACAUUCGUUAAGGCUUAAUCAAAAAGGACAUCAUUCCUGGUCCAGGUGCUUAUAAUAUUCCUCCAAAAUUUAAUGAUGUUCCAAAGUAUCUAUUGCCUAAACAAUUUUGA
Paramecium sonneborni is the source of this 1373-nucleotide messenger RNA. Lineage: Eukaryota; Ciliophora; Oligohymenophorea; Peniculida; Parameciidae. The record is from the annotation of a GenBank genome assembly.